Messenger RNA from Tupaia belangeri chinensis (Chinese tree shrew), 4382 nucleotides. RefSeq names its product SLIT-ROBO Rho GTPase activating protein 2 (gene SRGAP2). The record is from RefSeq and is a predicted model, not a curated record. Gene Ontology annotation, biological process: signal transduction. The transcript is spliced from 24 exons. Gene Ontology annotation, molecular function: protein binding. The coding region runs from base 148 to 3402 and encodes 1084 amino acids. NCBI's taxonomy places the organism in Eukaryota, Metazoa, Chordata, Mammalia, Scandentia, Tupaiidae.
CGCGCUCCCCGGAGCGCUGGAGACCACCGCGGGGGGCCCCUUCAGCCCUCAGGAGAAACGAUCUUGGAGGUAUUGAUUUCGGUGGUUGGAUUUUUUCCCGUGGAUCUAUCAAAUUCUCAUUUCGAUUUUGGAAGAAAGAAGGAAAACAUGACGUCUCCAGCCAAAUUCAAAAAGGAUAAGGAGAUCAUAGCAGAGUACGACACUCAGGUCAAAGAGAUCCGCGCUCAACUCACAGAGCAGAUGAAAUGUCUGGACCAGCAGUGUGAGCUCCGGGUGCAGCUGUUGCAGGACCUCCAGGACUUCUUCCGAAAGAAGGCUGAGAUUGAGAUGGACUACUCUCGCAACCUGGAGAAGUUGGCUGAACGUUUCCUGGCCAAGACGCGCAGCACCAAGGAUCAGCAAUUCAAGAAGGAUCAGAAUGUUCUUUCUCCAGUCAACUGCUGGAAUCUCCUCUUAAACCAGGUGAAGCGGGAGAGCAGGGAUCACACUACCCUGAGUGACAUCUACCUGAAUAAUAUCAUUCCUCGAUUUGUCCAAGUCAGCGAGGACUCAGGAAGACUCUUUAAAAAGAGUAAGGAAGUCGGCCAGCAGCUCCAAGAUGAUUUGAUGAAGGUCCUGAACGAGCUCUACUCGGUCAUGAAGACAUAUCACAUGUACAAUGCCGACAGCAUCAGUGCUCAGAGCAAACUAAAGGAGGCGGAGAAGCAGGAGGAGAAACAGAUUGGCAAAUCCGUGAAGCAGGAGGACCGGCAGACCCCACGCUCCCCUGACUCCGCCGCCAAUGUGCGCAUCGAGGAGAAGCAUGUCCGGAGGAGCUCAGUGAAGAAGAUUGAGAAGAUGAAGGAGAAGCGCCAAGCCAAGUACACAGAGAAUAAGCUGAAGGCCAUUAAAGCCCGGAACGAGUAUUUACUGGCACUGGAAGCCACCAAUGCAUCUGUCUUCAAGUACUACAUCCACGACCUGUCUGACCUUAUUGAUCAGUGCUGUGACCUAGGCUACCACGCUAGCCUGAACCGGGCUCUGCGCACCUUCCUCUCUGCGGAGCUGAACUUGGAACAAUCGAAGCACGAGGGUCUGGAUGCCAUCGAGAAUGCAGUGGAAAACCUGGAUGCCAUCAGUGACAAGCAGCGCCUCAUGGAGAUGUACAACAAUGUCUUCUGUCCCCCUAUGAAGUUCGAGUUCCAGCCCCACAUGGGCGACAUGGCUUCCCAGCUGUGUGCCCAGCAGCCUGUCCAGAGUGAGCUGGUACAGAGAUGCCAACAAUUGCAGUCUCGCUUAUCCACUCUGAAAAUUGAGAAUGAAGAGGUAAAGAAGACAAUGGAGGCCACCCUUCAGACCAUCCAGGACAUUGUGACUGUAGAAGAUUUUGAUGUGUCUGACUGCUUCCAAUACAGCAACUCCAUGGAGUCUGUCAAGUCCACAGUCUCAGAAACCUUCAUGAGCAAGCCUAGCAUCGCUAAGAGGAGAGCCAACCAGCAAGAAACAGAGCAGUUUUAUUUCACGAAAAUGAAGGAGUACCUGGAGGGCAGGAACCUCAUCACCAAGUUACAAGCCAAGCACGACCUUCUGCAGAAAACCCUGGGAGAAAGUCAGCGGACAGAUUGCAGUCUGGCCAGGCGUAGCUCCACUGUGAGGAAACAGGACUCCAGCCAGGCUAUUCCUCUGGUGGUAGAAAGCUGUAUCCGGUUUAUCAGCAGACACGGACUACAGCAUGAAGGAAUUUUCCGGGUGUCAGGAUCCCAAGUGGAAGUGAAUGACAUCAAAAAUGCCUUUGAGAGAGGAGAGGACCCCCUGGCUGGGGACCAGAAUGACCAUGACAUGGACUCCAUAGCUGGCGUCCUGAAGCUUUACUUCCGGGGGCUGGAACACCCUCUCUUCCCCAAGGACAUCUUCCAUGACCUGAUGGCCUGCGUCACAAUGGACAACCUACAGGAGAGAGCACUACACAUCCGGAAAGUCCUCCUGGUCCUGCCCAAAACCACUCUGAUUAUCAUGAGAUACCUCUUUGCCUUCCUCAAUCAUUUGUCACAGUUCAGUGAAGAGAACAUGAUGGACCCCUACAACCUCGCCAUCUGCUUCGGGCCCUCGCUGAUGUCAGUGCCGGAGGGCCACGACCAGGUGUCCUGCCAAGCCCACGUGAAUGAGCUGAUCAAAACCAUCAUCAUCCAGCACGAGAACAUCUUCCCCAACCCCAGGGAGCUGGAGGGCCCUGUCUACAGCAGAGGAGGCAGCAUGGAGGAUUACUGUGAUAGCCCUCACGGAGAGACUACCUCGGCUGAAGACUCAACCCAGGAUGUGACCACAGAGCACCACACAAGUGAUGACGAGUGCGAGCCUAUCGAGGCCAUCGCCAAGUUCGACUACGUGGGCCGGACAGCUCGAGAGCUGUCUUUUAAGAAGGGGGCAUCCCUGCUGCUCUACCAGCGGGCUUCUGACGACUGGUGGGAAGGCCGGCACAAUGGCAUUGACGGGCUCAUCCCCCACCAGUACAUCGUGGUCCAAGACACCGAGGACGGUGUCGUGGAGAGGUCCAGUCCCAAGUCUGAGAUUGAGGUCAUUUCUGAGCCACCUGAAGAAAAGGUGACAGCCAGAGCGGGGGCCAGCUGUCCCAGUGGGGGUCAUGUAGCCGAUAUUUAUCUUGCAAACAUCAACAACACCUUACAUCUUGAGAACUCAAAGCCUACAACCACCAAGCAAAGGAAGCGUCCAGAACCUGGGAGCAUCCGGAAAACAUUUCGGAGCGACAGCCAUGGGCUGAGCAGUUCCCUGACUGACUCCUCCUCCGCGGGGGUGGGAGCUGGCUGUCGCCCAUCCUCCCAACCCAUCUUGAGCCAGAGCCUCCCCAAGGAAGGGCCAGAUAAGUGCUCCAUCAGUGGGCAUGGCAGCCUCAACUCCAUCAGCCGCCACUCUUCCCUGAAGAAUCGGCUGGACAGUCCUCAGAUCCGGAAGACCGCCACAGCAGGAAGGUCAAAAAGCUUCAAUAACCAUCGACCCAUGGACCCUGAGGUCAUCGCACAGGAUAUUGAGGCAACAAUGAACUCUGCCCUGAACGAGCUGCGCGAGUUGGAGCGGCAGAGUAGUGUCAAACACACUCCCGACGUGGUUCUGGACACCUUGGAGCCCCUCAAAACCUCCCCUGUGGUGGCCCCCACAUCGGAGCCCUCCAGCCCCCUGCACACCCAGCUUCUCAAGGACCCCGAGCCUGCUUUCCAGCGCAGCGCCAGUACCGCUGGGGACAUCGCCUGCGCCUUCCGGCCUGUCAAGUCUGUCAAGAUGGCUGCUCCAGUCAAACCACCAGCCACACGGCCCAAGCCCACUGUCUUCCCCAAAACAAAUGCCACUAGCCCUGGUGUCAACUCAUCAGCUUCCCCACAGUCUACUGACAAGUCUUGUACUGUCUGAGGGGUAUAAUUUAAUCAUUCUAGACAAGGGGACUGUAGGGACUGACUGUUAUAAAAAUCUUCCUAUUUAACUAGCUUGGGGACUUCAGUUGAAAGUUAGAUUCUAAGUUGUUCUUGCAGGAAUUAGCCUCCCCAUCUCCCCAAACCCUGAGAAUGAAGCCCUUGUUAUCUUCCUUUCCCUUCCCUUCCCACUGCCCUCUGCUUCCCCAGUCGUCGUAAUCCAGCCAGCUGCAGUGCAUACUGUUCUUAGGUUAGCCAGAGACAGAGUUUUUCAUUAUCAAGUCACUGUGAAAUCUGGCAAGGUAAAUUAUGAGGAUGUGGGCUCAAGCCUCAGUCCCCUCAGACCACAGGGGAGGCCUUGACCAGAUGGUUGGCUACUGCCAUCCAGCUCUCAGUGGCAUCUUGUUUUGGGUACUAAUUAUAGGGAAUCAUAUAUAAUCCAUUCUUCAUGUUACACACACACAUGCACACACACACACAUACACACGUACACACGUAGGUUUUUCUAGUCUCUGGCAUGUGUAGCCCUCCUGGUCAUAGACCAGUCUCUGUAAGUUAUUGUGGCAGUUCACACAGGAGCCACCAGGGGUCUCUGUUUCCGUUACAAACUUUGUUCUGUCUGGGCCAGAGAACCUAGCCUUUGAAAUCUCUCCAUCUUCUGAAAUUUAGCAGGGUGGGACAAUCCUGUGGUCUGUUUGGGGUUGGGGGCUUUCUCUCUGUCUUCUUUCUAUUGUGAAUUGGUCAUUCGUGUUUGCUUUCGCUCUCCUCCAUUGUCUAGAAGUACAAGCCAAUCUUAUUAAGGAGCUUUUAAAGUUUUUCUGAAUGUAUAGACAUUUCUUGGAUCCCUAUCUUUGUCUCUGAUGGACCAUUUUCAAUUUAAGACAUUUUCCUGUGUAAGACAGUUUUAUAACUGGUUCAUUUUAGGGUAAAGAGUCUUAAAAGAAUUUUAUCGUGUUGAUGGCAGGUCUAAAAAAAAAAAAA